AUUCCUUUUUCGAUUUUUUUUUUUUGGGGGUUUUCAUCAUCUCUUUUACUAGAUUCUCGACUUGGGUUUUGCUCUUCUUUUUGGAUUUUUUUUAAUAAAAUUUUUGUUUCACACAUUCACAUGCAUGUUCUUGGGUUUGUCUGAUCUGGAUUGGAUCACAAGGAUUUCUCGUUCUUUUUUGCUACUUGAAGGAGAGUGAGACAGAAAGAAGAGGGGUCUUUGGUGGGGUUCUGUGCCUUGGUCUCUUUUUGGAGCUUUCUUGCUUGCUUCGGAGGGUCGGAGGAGAAGCAAAAGAGAGGAUAAAGAAGAAAGAAAGACCAAGAAGAAGGGACAAAUAGACAGCUGGAUUGUGUGAAUUGUGUUAGGAUAUUGGGGGUUCAGAAUUGAGCAGGGAUCAUAGAUUGUAUGCUGAAUGGAGUUUUGUCAUUGAAAGUCGAAUUAGGUCUUAAUUUUGUGUGCUAUUCUUGGGGUUUAUAGCAUAUAUACUCCCCAGUCAUGGCAGGUAUUGAUAUUUCAAAGUAUGCCCAUAGCCCUGUGCACAAGGCCAUUGCCAUGAGAGAUCAUGCCGGUCUCAGUGAGUUACUGGCAGGUCUUCCACGUCCUUGUAACCCAACUGAGAUUCAUACUGAAGCAGCCUCAUUGACCGAGGAAGUGAAGGCUGAUGCCAUUUCUGCUGUGAUUGAUAGGAGGGAUGUCCCAAAUCGGGACACUCCUCUUCACUUGGCUGUCAAACUUGGGGAUGAAACUGCAACUGAAAUGCUUAUGGUUGCUGGGGCUGAUUGGAGCUUACAAAAUGAACAAGGAUGGAGUGCACUCCAAGAAGCAAUUUGCAAUAGAGAGGAAGCAAUUGCCACGAUUAUAGUUCGGCAUUACCAGCCAUUGGCAUGGGCAAAAUGGUGUAGAAGGCUGCCUCGAUUGGUGGGAACUAUGAGCAGGAUGAGGGACUUUUACAUGGAGAUCACAUUCCACUUUGAGAGUUCUGUCAUACCUUUCAUUUCAAGGAUUGCCCCUUCGGAUACAUAUAAAAUUUGGAAAAGGGGUGCAAAUCUGAGGGCAGAUAUGACUUUGGCCGGAUUUGAUGGAUUUAGGAUUCAGCGAUCAGAUCAGAGUAUUCUCUUCCUGGGUGAUGGGUCUGAGGAUGGGAAGUUUCCUCCUGGAACACUUUGUAUGAUCUCACAUAAGGAUAAAGAAAUAAUGAAUGCUUUGGAUGGCGCUGGUUCUCAAGCAUCUGAAGAAGAGGUUCGGCAAGAAGUAGCUACAAUGUCUCAGACCAAUAUAUUCAGGCCUGGAAUAGAUGUGACACAAGCUGUCCUUUUCCCACAACUGACGUGGAGGCGACAGGAGAAAACAGAAAUGGUUGGCCCUUGGAAGGCUAGGGUGUAUGAUAUGCACAAUGUGGUUGUUAGCAUCAAAUCAAGGGGGGUCCCUGGGGCUAUGACAGAUGAAGAAUUUUUUUCAAACUGCAAUGAAAAUGAAACAGAGAAUGAAGAGCUUGAUGAAAUUUUGACAGAAGAUGAGAGAAGACAACUUGAAGUGGCACUUAAAUUGGAUUCUUCAGAACCUAGUGAAAAUGGUGAGGGCAUUAUUGGGCACCGCCAUAGUUGCUAUGAGCAUAGGGAGAUUCCUAUUGAAGAUAUGAAUGGUAGUAGAAAUGGAGAGGUCAAGCAGGAAAAGAAAGGUUGGUUUGGUGGAUGGAGAAAGCGGGAGUCUAAGCAUGAAGCGCAGAAGAAGAAUGUGCCACCAAGAAGUUCACUUUGUGCAGAUGAGAAGGUGAGUGAUCUACUAGGGGAUUCGCCAUCGGGAAGCCAGAUCAGACCAGGUAGACAUUCUGUGGAAAUUGCGUCAAGAGAUGAGCUUAGGAGAGGAAGAGACUUGAAACCACUUCAAACACCUUCUUCCACGAGUUCUGAGAGUGGAAAUCGACGUAAGGAUAGCAGCCGUGAGAAUGAGUAUAAGAAAGGAUUAAGGCCUGUUCUCUGGCUUUCACCUAACUUUCCAUUACAAACUGAAGAGCUAAUGCCUUUGCUAGACAUUCUUGCAAACAAGGUUAAGGCAAUUCGUCGUUUGAGAGAGUUACUCACAACAAAACUUCCUGCAGGAACCUUUCCAGUCAAGGUUGCUAUCCCGGUGGUUCCCACAAUUAAAGUAUUGGUUACGUUUACAAAGUUUGAAGAACUGCAGCCAGUAGAUGAGUUUGCAACUCCCCCUUCAAGUCCAACUGCAGGCCGAGAGAGCCCUGCAGUGUCACUUUCCUCAACUUCAUCUUGGUUUCAGUGGAUAAAGGCCCCAUACCACCGUUCUGGGUCAUCAAACUGUAGUUCUAGCAAUAGAAUAGAAAACAUUCAAGAUCCCUUUGCAAUUCCACCAGAUUAUACUUGGAUCUCAGCUGAAGCGAAGAAAAAGAAGAUGCAAGAGAAGAGCAAGUCAAAAAAAGCUAGGAGUCAUCAUCAAAGAACUCAGGAUUGAGAUGUAAAAUAAGUUUUAGCUUGCGAAAGGAAGCUGGUACAAAACAAGUAGGAAAACAGCGUUCUCAUUCGUCCAUAAAAUUGUGAUUGUUGAUGAAAAAGAAAGUUGGGGAUAUACUCCUGGGUUGAAAUGCAUGGUGAUCCCCAUUGUCAAGGGAAAUUUUGGUAUAUCAUUGUGGGGGUGGAUAAAAAGGGUAAAAAAAAUUGUGAUUCUUACAGCAAUUCAUUUGGCAUUGGAUGGGAUAUUACAGGGUUAGAGAACUGAUUCACUUCCAUUUGUGUUACAAAUAUUGACUAGUUACUGACAGAAUUGGACGACUUACAUUUCAUCUGAAAGUGUUGAAUGUUAGUCCUUUGCUGGUUUAGUAUUUUUCUGGGGGAAUCUUCUCCUAUGUUAUGUUUUCCUCAUUCUAUUUCUGGGGUGCUCGUGUAUGUUGUAUUGUAAAACAAUCUUAGCGAUCUGUAAUUGAAAAAGACGGGAAUUCAUGAUGAUAAUUUUUGCCUUUUAGUUUUAGUACUCCCUUUUGCUUCAUUGCU
Rubroshorea leprosula is the source of this 3002-nucleotide messenger RNA. Lineage: Eukaryota; Viridiplantae; Streptophyta; Magnoliopsida; Malvales; Dipterocarpaceae. The record is from the annotation of a GenBank genome assembly.